AUGGUGAGCAGCGGCUGCUCGUCCCCGUGCGAGGUGUCCUGUCCCCAGCCCUACGCGGACGCCUGGAGCCAGCCCUGUGUCACCUCCUGCGGGGACUCGCGGGCCGUGGUCUACCCUCCUCCCGUGGUCAUCACCUUCCCGGGGCCCAUCCUCAGCUCCUGCCCCCAGGAGAGCGUCGUGGGCACGUCCUUCCCGUCGGGGGCCAUGGGAUCUUCGGGAUCCGGGGGCGCCAUUGGGGGAUCCUACGGAGGGGGCAGCGGCUCCAUGGGGGGAACUGGGGGAUCCUACGGAGGCGGUUCCAUGGGGGGCUCCUAUGGAGGGGGCUCCAUGGGGGGAAUUGGGGGCUCCUAUGGAGGGGGCUCCAUGGGGGGAAUUGGGGGUUCCUAUGGAGGCAGCAGCUCCAUGGGGGGAAUUGGGGGUUCCUACGGAGGUGGUUCCAUGGGUGGAUCCUACGGAGGGAUCAGAUCCUUUGGCUCCGGGGGCUCCUAUGGAGGGAGCAGAUCCUUCGGGAGCAGAAGAACCUUCGGCUCCUCGGGCGGGGGCUUCGGGGGCUCCUGCGGCGGGGGCAGCUCCUUUGGGGGCGGCUCCUAUGGAGGGGGUUCCUACGGAGGAGGCAGCUCCAGCUCCAGGAGGUUUGGAGGAGGAAACUGCGGCUUCUUUUAUUUCUGA
This is a messenger RNA of Oenanthe melanoleuca, 669 nucleotides long. RefSeq names its product keratin, type I cytoskeletal 9-like. The record is from RefSeq and is a predicted model, not a curated record. Gene Ontology annotation, cellular component: intermediate filament. Gene Ontology annotation, molecular function: structural constituent of cytoskeleton. Lineage: Eukaryota; Metazoa; Chordata; Aves; Passeriformes; Muscicapidae. Bases 1 to 669 code for a protein of 222 amino acids. The transcript has a single exon.